Chlorocebus sabaeus (green monkey) is the source of this 1148-nucleotide messenger RNA. The record is from RefSeq and is a predicted model, not a curated record. Lineage: Eukaryota; Metazoa; Chordata; Mammalia; Primates; Cercopithecidae.
AUGGCGCGGGAUCCACCGGGCCCCACGCCCAGCUGCGCUCCGCUCCCUUCGGACGGGCUCGGUUCCUUCCGGCCGCGCUCGGCUCCUCUUCCGGCCGGCCUGGGCGUCUCCGGUCAUACUCGGGUCUCUCCGUCUCUAUUCGGCUCACGGCUGCGGCGCUCGGCUCUCUCCGUGCCCCGGCCCGGGGGCUCUUUCCGGAGGCCGAAUUCCGCUUAUCUCCGCCGUGCCCCGCCCUUAUGGGCAAGGACCAAUGGCCUCUCUCUGGGCGGGGCGGCUGUUGGACGACCUGGGCCAAUCCGGGGCGCCGGGGGCCAAUCAGGUGGCGGAGCGGCGCGUGCGCGGGCGAGAAACCGGCUGGGCGAGGUAGCGUCCUGGAAGACCGGCGAGAAGGAGCCGCGCCUCUGUCCCGUGGGGGCCGGAGGGGCGGCGGGGCGGCGGCUGCAGCUGCAGCUCCGGUGCGAGGGCUUCCUUGCCGGGCCCUCUUCCCCGACCUCUGGGGCGCUCCGACGAGGAAGAGCCGCCCAGCGCGCGUCCGUCCUGAGCGUGGGUGAGGCCUGGAGGAGGCGCGCGCGCUGGGCAGGGCCGCACACCGCGGGCAGAGUGCGGGAUGCGGGCACCCGGUGGGUACGCAGUAAACAUUUGCUGAAGGAAUAUGGCCCUUGGGACAGUUCGAUGACUCCAGGCCUAGAGCUAAUUACAGAGUCAAACCCAAGAGCGGAAGGUGAAGACUGGCAGCUUGCCGCAGCCCCCUUCUCGGCCUGCGCACCUCACAUUGAGGGCGCCCCGAUUUAAACACGUGCCUCCUGCAUUUCUGCUUCUGCCCCAGGCUGGUGCGGCGGCCAGCAGCGCUGGACCCACAGGGAUCCCUGGCAAUGUCUGUCGAACUAUGGUGUUCUUUGGGGCAUCUGACUAGAGUGUUGUUUGAUUUGAUAACCAGAAAGAAAUCAAAAAUUGGGGAUCACAAGGCUAAUGUCACUUGCUGCAGUGGAAAAUCGUGAUCAUUCUGUUUAAAUCUGCGUCAGUUUUGAGACCUGGAGCCCAUUGACUGACAAGGAGGCUUGGUUCCUCUCAGGAAGGAUCUUACAAUACCAGCAUCUGAGCAUAUACCAAAAAAUACUCCCGCAAUCCUUCCCUAAAGGGACCUAGAG